Molecule: messenger RNA, 2935 nt
Organism: Bufo bufo (common toad)
Lineage: Eukaryota; Metazoa; Chordata; Amphibia; Anura; Bufonidae
Product: oocyte zinc finger protein XlCOF22-like
Exons: 9
Coding region: 181-987 (268 amino acids)
Biological process (GO): regulation of transcription by RNA polymerase II
Molecular function (GO): DNA-binding transcription factor activity, RNA polymerase II-specific; RNA polymerase II cis-regulatory region sequence-specific DNA binding
Source: RefSeq, a predicted model, not a curated record
CCACAUAUUUCACAUACAGGUCUGCUGCAUGCAUAUGGGAAACUUGUAGCUGCUGUUGUGUUGUGGUCUCCAAUAUUGAACGCUCACAGCUGCCCUGUGCCACCUCCUCCCUUCACUACAUACGCUGCUGGUCAGGGUUCCAGGAGUAUGAUGCCCAGAUAAAAUCUCUUGUACAAGAAAAUGAAUAUUUUUCUCAAUGACCCACCAAGGAUGGUGAAGGACAGAAGACAUAUGGCUGAGAUGAUAUUAAAUGUCACUCUAGAGAUCAUCUACCUGCUAAGUGGAGAGGAUUAUACACUAACAAGGAAGAUAUAUGAUGAGGUGGAAUGCAGCAGGAACCAGGCUUCAAUCAUGGUGUCACCCCCUCACUCACUGAGUGUUGAUAGAAGCAAUGAACAGAAGAUCCUAGGACUUGCCAACAAGAUCAUUAAUUUGGUGACUGGAGAGGUUCCUAUAAGGUGCCAGGAUGUCACUGUUUAUUUCUCCACGGAGGAGUGGGAGUAUUUAGAAGAACACAAGGAUCUGUAUGAGGACAUUUUAAUGGAGAACCACCAGUCCUUCACAUCAUCAGAUGAAUGCAGCAUGAUGAACGUACCAGAGGGAUUCUUCUAUCCUCUUAAUACAGAGGAAAAUGCCAGAAUGCUACAGGAUUAUCAGGCUGAAUAUCUGCCUUAUAUUGAGGAAGAAGCUUUACCUGUACAGGGAGAAAAAGAGAUGUAUGUGGGGAUCCACCAGCAAUUUAAGGAAGAGGAAAUGUCAACCGAUAACAGCACAGAUGACUUCACUAGAAACUUGGAGGGACACAUUUUAUCCCUGGAUUAUGAAUUAAAGUAUAACAAUAUCACAGAUGAUAAUUAUGAAGAACACACUAUGACUUCGAGGUCAACUUCAGUCCUUCACAGCAGAGCUCUCUCUACUGAUUCCAGUAAUAAUUCAUCUGAGCAAAUUCAGAAUUAUACAAAAGAUCACUGCCUUUUCAUAGCAUAAUGGAGUGUGUGACAACACAGAAGUGGCUUAGGGACAAUUCUAUAAAUGUCCUUCAGUGGCCUAGCCAUAGCCCUGACUUCAACCCAAGUGAACAUCUUUAGAGAAACCUGAACAUGGUUGUCCACCAACAGUCCCCAUACAUCCUGACCGAGCUUGAGAGGAUCUGCAGAGAACAAUGACAGAAAAUCCAGGUGUGCAAACCUUGUGGCAUCAUACCCAAGAAUACUGGAGGGUGUAAUCUGUGCCAAAGGUGUGUCAACUGCUGUGUAGAGUAGAGGGUCUGAACACUUAUGUUAAUAUAAUAUUUUAGUUUUUCCUUUUCAAUGAAGCAGCAAAGAUUUUGAACAUUUUGUUUUCACUUUGUCAUUAUGGGUUAUUGAGUGCCGAAUGAUGGGGAAAACUUGUAUUGGGUUUAUUUUAGCCACGAGGCUGCAACAUAACAAAGUGUGAAAAAAAAAUGAAAAGGUGUGAAGACUUUCUGAAUACAUUGUAUACUGCACAGUCCAUGGUGUGAAAAUACCUGUAUUUUACAUCCCCUUCCCACAAGGAAAUAUACCUCAAACUAGUGCUAGCAAAAAGUACAAUUCAUCUUACAAAAAAGGAACCCUCAUCUAGCUUUGAUGGAAAAAUAAGAAAGUUUCAGCUCUUGAAAUGCAUGAAAUAAAUUGCUUGGUCUUAAAGACCCAAAUUAGGGUGGUUCUAAAGGACUUAAAGGGGCAUUUUGAUGUGAUCAUAAAAUUGUUUGGAGAGGGCAAAAAUAAAAAACUUUAAGUACUCGCCAGUCCCUCACCAUUGCUGUUGCUCUGAUCUCUGCUUCCCCCCACCAAAUGCCUUGGUCUACCUGCUCAGCCAAUCACUAGCUACAGUGGGGACACGCCUCAAUCAGUGACUGGAUUAGUCAGCAGUCCACGCUGUUUCCACAACAUUGACACAGAGACGAGGAAGUGGAGAGUAGCAGCCAAACAGCAGCAGCGUGGUAUUGGUAAGGUGAGCUCUCAAGGGUUUAUUUUUUCUCUCUGAUCCCAGUGUUAUUUAAAAUGAUCACAUCAGAGUAAUCUCAUCCCAGUAUCACAAAACAGACACAUCAGAGUCAUAAAGACAAAUGAAUUAAUUAAUGUAGCUGAAAAGCCAAACCCACAAGGAGUGCCACCACACAUGUUUAACAUACAGUGCUUUGUGCAGGGGAGAAUGAAGAUUACUUUUUUUAGCAUCAAAUUUUAGUUUGUAAAAUACUUCCUAUAUUUCAAACUGAUAGUUAACAUCUAUUUCUGCCAAACCUGAGUAUAGCCUCCAUAUAACUUCAAAGGACAUGUCAGGGCAAAUUGUGUUCUGACUGGAUGCAUAUCUGUUAAUGUUUAAAUGAUGUUCCAUUUGAAAUAAAGGAACCCGAGCUUGACUUUUCUUACUAUUGCCUUCUGGCACCACUAGUGUGGUGCAUACGUAGUAGCACUUUUGUGCUAUCUUAGGGUAUUAAACCAAUACAAGGGCAAGUAAUAUUCACUCUUUACAAAGCCAUAUAGGCUAGAUUCAGUAGCCCAAAGAAAACAAUUUCCCAGUAACUGUAGGUUGGCAUUAGUUCAGCCUCGUCAUUUACAAGUAGUGUAUUUACAGUAUUUACAAAGUGUUCCAAAUGUAUAAAAAGCAACCUACUGUAAUAUGAGUGGCACUGGCUAGAACCAUCUUACCAGUGCCACCUAUUAGAAGUGGCCACUUAUGAGUUAACAUCUGACUUUCCAACAAGCCUUGGGAUUUGACAAGGGAAUAUAGCCAAGCCAGAUAUUGACUCAUAGGGAGCCACUUCCAAUAGGUGGUGCUGAUGAGAUGGUUCUCAUUCUUGGGAGAUACCUCUUUGUAAAUGUCUAUUCCAUUUCUAUUGUUAUGUAUUAUUAUAUUGUUUUAUACUUUAACCCUUUUAGGACCAGGCCAUUUUAACUUUUUUACUCCUGGC